GCCACUGAGUGUGACGGUUGGAGACAACCAAAUUCAAAUUCCAAAAAUCCAAUUUGGGCCUUCUCAGAUAGACCCGAAUAGCUCCCAAGGCUUAGAAGCGAGCAGUGCUGACCGACAAGCGAAAUCUAACGCCCUCGAGGAGAACCAAUUCUCUAGGACAAAGAAGAGAAGCACGAUUCAUCAUGGGGCAGACGCUGUCCGAGCCGGUGACCACCAAGAACUCGGAGUGCUGCUCCAACAGUGCCUACCGUGUCGGCUCCAGCUGCAUGCAGGGCUGGCGUUCGCACAUGGAGGACGCGCACACCCACAUCCUGGCCCUGCCCGACGACCCGCAGGCGGCCUUCUUCGCCGUUUACGAUGGCCAUGGUGGCGCUACGGUUGCCAACUUGGCGGGCAAGCAUCUGCACAAGUUUGUGACCAAGCGGCCGGAGUACCGGGACAACGCGUUUGAGCUGGCCCUGAAGCGGGCCUUCCUUGACUUUGACCGCGAGAUGGAGCACAAUGGCUCUUGGGGUGACCAGAUGGCUGGCUCCACCGCCGUGGUGGUGCUCAUCCGGGAGCGACGCCUCUACUGCGCCAACGCUGGCGACUCGAGAGCCAUUGCCUGCGUCGCCGGGGUGGUGCAGGCGCUAUCCGUGGACCAUAAGCCCAACGACGAGACCGAGAUUAAGCGAAUUAAGGCCGGUGGCGGCUGGGUGGAGUUCAACCGGGUCAACGGCAGCCUAGCGCUGUCCCGUGCCCUCGGCGAUUUCAUGUACAAGAAGAAUAGGGAGAAGCAGCCCGAGGAGCAGAUAGUCACCGCGGAUCCGGACGUGGAGGUCCGCGACAUCACCGACGACUGGGAGUUCGUGCUGCUGGCCUGCGACGGCAUCUGGGAUGUGAUGACAAGCGUCGAGGUGGGCCAAUUCGUACGCAGUCGCAUUUCCGAGGGCCUGCAGCCAGAGGUGAUCUGCGAGGAGCUGAUGACCAACUGCCUGGCCCCGCGGCUCCAGGAAGUGGGCCUGGGCGGCGACAAUAUGACUGUGAUCUUGGUGUGCCUGCUCCACAACAAGAGCUACGAGGAUCUUGUUGUUCGCUGCGGCGGCAAGCGGAAGGUCCCUCCCGUGGAGACCCCCAAGACUAUGAGCAGCAUCACAGAGCAGCCGACUCUGAAGGUGGUCACGCCCUCAACGUAUCCUCACGGAGCACAGAGCACCUCUAGCUCCCGAUCGAGCAUGAGUUUGGGACUGGGCCUCCAGAAGAGCGAUUCUCGCCGGGAGGGUUCCUAACUAAUAUUCAAGCCACAUCGCAUUUCCAUUAACUCCUUGUUCUCAUUACCAUGUUUCGGUUCACACAUAUCCCUGUUUCGGGUUAGGGGAUCUGGUUCGACAGCCAUCGUCCUCACUAAUUUCAGCUUAAAUUCUCAGUUAAUUUUGUGUGGUUUCUCCUCCUCCUCCUUUACCAAAUUGUAUCAACAAAAACUACCCAGGCGACUACUUCGAGCUCUUACAGUGUACAAUUGAUUACCUAGGACGGAAUGGAGUCCAAAUAUAAGGAUGUUAUAAUGAAA
Drosophila serrata is the source of this 1549-nucleotide messenger RNA. It is a transcript of the gene Ppm1, whose product is annotated as PP2C family serine/threonine-protein phosphatase Ppm1. NCBI's taxonomy places the organism in Eukaryota, Metazoa, Arthropoda, Insecta, Diptera, Drosophilidae. The record is from RefSeq and is a predicted model, not a curated record. Gene Ontology annotation, biological process: protein dephosphorylation. Gene Ontology annotation, molecular function: cation binding; protein serine/threonine phosphatase activity.